UUUUGUACUGUGUCCGCUGCCUGUCCCUUUAAUAAUGCGGCCCCACUAGCCUUCACGUUAUGUUUCCCGGUCGCCCCCAGCAGAGUGAUAUUGAGCACCCUCGGCCCUUUUUAUUACUGGAAGCUGAGUGAAUGACAUACAAGGUGAUGGAUGCUUUGUCUGUAGUUAGUCAACUGAGGGACUUGGCUUCAAAAACGCAGAAUAGAGAAGCCAUUGUCAAAGACAAGGGGUGUCUUACUGGCCUCGUGGUAUUCCUGGAACACUGCAAUCUACAAGUAUUACAUUGUGCCCUUCAGGCACUGCAUAAUCUGGCAGAAUGUCCCUGUAAUAGAGAGUUAAUGAAAAAUGAGUUACGAUUGGUGAGCAAUCUUGAGAGACUUCAGAAAAGGGACCACACAUCAGAAGGCAUCAGCGUUUUAGCAACAGAAAUUUAUGAGCUGUUGAAGAAGCCUGUACAAACUGUCAAAGCCAAAGCUGAUAAUUCUAGCAGUACAAGAAAUGUGCCAGCACAGUUUUUCAUUAACAGCACAAACAAGAAAGCAAAAACAAUCACACUACAGAUAGAUGGACUACAUAACAUGGAUAGCCGAAAUAUCUGUGAAGAAGCUUUGUUAAAAGUUAAUGGUGUCAUCAGCUUUACAUUUCAAAUGGCUCUUCAGCGUUGUGUUAUCAGAACCUAUUCUGAUGUUAAAUUUGAGUCUCUUGCUUCAGCAAUUGCAGCAACAAAAAUACUACAAGCUUAUCAAGUUGUGAAAAACAAGUAUGGAAAAGAGGAUAUCAUUCCCUUUAGCACUGGUAAUGCAAAAAUAGUACAAAAUCUGAAUUUGCCUGAUUAUCUUCCUGAAGAUGAAAGCCCAGAAAUACAGCAUAAUAAAGCUAUUUCACAAACUGGUGUGAAGGAAAACACAAAUAGAACUUGGUUAAAUGUAGCUGCAAGCUUUCUAACCAAAACUUUCUACUGGUAAUAAAGAAAAUUAUAAAGUUUUGCGGUUGGCAAGUGUUUAUCAUCAUUUGUCUUAGGUAUGUGCUACUGGUGGCACAUGGUCAGAAACAUUUGGUUAGGUUUCGUGUUUAACUAAAUAAUUCUUGUAUUGUAACUUUUUAUUUGAAUUAACAUGGGUUUGGUCAUCUCUACUGAAUUUAUUUCCUGAAUUUCUAUUGUAGCCAAUUCUAUUGUAUUGGUUAUCUAAAAAUAUUUGUAAUAUUUUGAUUAAUUUUACAGGAACAGUACUGUUGAAUUGUUUACAUUUUUACUAUUGAUUACAUAUGGUUUUAAAAUAAUCAUUAUGGUUCAGAAUUAAAAUUGAAGUAAAACUUUAACUCCAAGAUGGAAUUAAAAUAUAUAUUUAAA
This is a messenger RNA of Rhincodon typus (whale shark), 1351 nucleotides long. RefSeq names its product armadillo repeat-containing protein 1-like. The record is from RefSeq and is a predicted model, not a curated record. NCBI's taxonomy places the organism in Eukaryota, Metazoa, Chordata, Chondrichthyes, Orectolobiformes, Rhincodontidae. Gene Ontology annotation, molecular function: metal ion binding. Bases 132 to 965 code for a protein of 277 amino acids. The transcript is spliced from 7 exons.